AGACCACAAGACAGCGAGGGGUGGUCCAUGGCGCGGCGGGCGCCGCCGCCCUACGCGCCCGCUGCUGCCCGGCGCCGUGGAGACCGGACCCCCGCGGCGUAGGUUUUUCCUGCGGCAGCAGCGAUGCCCGCCGCAGGCCUCAGGGAGAUCGACAAGACCCUGAGGAAGGUGGACGAGGGCAUACGAGAGUUUUCAGCACGCUACGAGCAGAACAGGGGGGCUUCUGGGCCCUCGGGCGAGCGGGAGGCCCACCGGGAGGCUCUGCGCAAGGCCCACGCGGCGCUGCAGAAGCACGGCGCCCAGAUCAAGAGGUGGACCUCGCAGGGGGACGAGUCGUGGAAGUCCGCGCGGACUCGCCUGGAGGACGCGCUGGCCAAGAUAGAGGACGCGACUCGCCGCAUGGCUGAGCUGGAGGCGGCGGAGGGCGAGGACGGCGCGAAGGCGCCGGUUGCCGCGGCGCAGCCUCUCCAGGGCGAGGCGGCCGAGGCCGAGCAGGGGGCCAACGAGCCCUCGAGCCACAAGGUCCAGGCCGACCAGCUGCUGCGGGACGCGUGCGACGACAGCGACAUGUUGGAGGAGUUUGUCUGCAAGAUCUGCCAAGUGUACGUGGUGGGCAUCCGCACGCCGGGGCCAGCGGACGCGGCCGAGGGUGGCAUGUAG
This is a messenger RNA of Prorocentrum cordatum, 660 nucleotides long. The record is from the annotation of a GenBank genome assembly. NCBI's taxonomy places the organism in Eukaryota, Dinophyceae, Prorocentrales, Prorocentraceae.